This is a messenger RNA of Monopterus albus (swamp eel), 2046 nucleotides long. Its product is annotated as heterogeneous nuclear ribonucleoprotein A1-like. NCBI's taxonomy places the organism in Eukaryota, Metazoa, Chordata, Actinopteri, Synbranchiformes, Synbranchidae. Gene Ontology annotation, cellular component: catalytic step 2 spliceosome. Gene Ontology annotation, biological process: mRNA splicing, via spliceosome. The coding region runs from base 96 to 1127 and encodes 343 amino acids. Gene Ontology annotation, molecular function: mRNA 3'-UTR binding. The record is from RefSeq and is a predicted model, not a curated record. The transcript has 11 exons.
UUCUAGUGUUGAAAAAAGGGGCUAUGCUCGUCUGACGCACAUCGUUGGUAUCAGAUCAGUAGUUCGGGAGGCGCAUUGAAGGAUUUAUUUUUAAGAUGUCGAAAGACGUCCCACGUGAGCCGGAGCAGCUUCGCAAGCUGUUCAUUGGAGGUUUGAGCUUUGAGACCACAGAUGAAAGUCUGCGUGCUCAUUUUGAGCAAUGGGGGAGCCUUACAGAUUGUGUGGUCAUGAGGGACCCCAACAGUAAAAGGUCCAGGGGCUUUGGCUUUGUUACAUACUCAUCAGUACAGGAAGUUGAUGCUGCUAUGUCUGCCCGCCCCCAUAAAGUUGAUGGAAGAGUGGUGGAGCCUAAGCGUGCGGUUUCCAGGGAGGACUCAAACCGGCCAGGUGCCCACAUAACAGUCAAAAAGAUCUUUGUUGGAGGCAUUAAGGAAGAUACAGAGGAGUCACACUUGCGGGAUUACUUCCAGAAGUUUGGCAAAAUUGAAGUCAUUGACAUUAUGACUGAUCGUAAUACUGGAAAGAAGAGGGGCUUUGCCUUUGUCACCUUUGAUGACCACGAUUCUGUUGACAGGAUUGUCAUCCAGAAAUACCACACAAUCAACUCUCACAACUGUGAAGUGAGGAAGGCCCUCACAAGGCAGGAAAUGCAGAGUGCAGGAAUGGGAAUGAGAGGUCGCAGCAGUGGUGGAAGGCCCUACGACUAUGACAGAGGUUUCAGUCAGGGUGGCAGGGGAAGAUAUGGAGAUGGACCCUAUAAUUGCAAUGGAGGUGAUAGUGGCUAUGGAGGUGGUCCAGGCGGUCCUGGUGGAUAUAAUAAUGGUGGCAACCGUGGUUACAACCAAGGUUACAGCCAGGGUGGAGGUGGAGGUGGAGGCGGAGGGUAUGGGGGAAACGGCUAUGACAGCAACGGAUAUGGCAACUGUGGCGGUGGUGGUGGUGGCGGCAGCGGAGGUGGUAAUAACUACAACAACAUGGGCCAUUACGACCCCCAGGCUUCUAAUUUUGGUCCAAUGAAGAACAAUUUUGGUGGUGGUGGUGGAGGCGGCGGCGGUGGUGGCAGGAACUUUGGUGGCUAUGGCGGUGGCUCAAAUAACGGUGGAUAUGGCCGUCCAGGACGAUUUUGAAAUGUUAAGCGGACUGAGUACUUAGGAGAGGAGAGCAAGGAGAGGAGAGCAAGCGAAGUGACAGGGCAGCUGCAGGUUUACCUCCUAAAUCUGCUCAGCCAAACAGUUGUGGCAGGUUACAGCUGCUGCAAGAAGAGAUGUACAGUAGAUAAAUCAUGGAGGGUCUUCAUUUAAACGUUUUGUUUUUUCAUGAAAAUGUGUUAAUGGAAAGCAAGCAUUCCAGUAAGGUUUUAUGUAGAUUUUUCUUUAAGUUUGGUUUUUAUUUGUAACUGCAACAAAUCAAGCUGAAAUAAACAAUCUUUCAGUUUUUUAAGUCUUGUUAGCCUCUUUAGUGUGUUGGGAAAGGGAGGGCUCAUUAUUAGAUGCUGCUCAAACUGGGGAUGAGGGCCAUGUUUUACAUAGCAUUUCACAAGCCCGCUCCCCGAGGUGGUGCGAGAAGCCCCGUGCGAGUCACCCCAUAUUCCAUAAGUCAAUGCAUUUUGUUUUAAAUGCCUAUAUGAUAUGGGCUGAGGAAUGAGAGAAGUGGUGCACAAAUGCAGUCUUCACAAAGAGCCCAUCACACCUGAGUUCUGCAGAGAUCAACUGGAAGAUGCUAGCUUACAUGCAGUCUUUGAGGCUAGCCAUGGAAGCCAGCUGAGGGAGAGAAGUAGCAAACCCAUCGCCAGGAUCAUUGAAGCAGGGGGAGAGUGAGAACAGAAGCCUGAGGCUAGCAGACAGCUACCAAAAGGCUUAAAUGGUGUCUGUAGGUAAGACCAGACUUCUCAACUACUGAUGGUAUAUCUUGGUUUUGUCAUGUAGCUGGUAGUGAGUUGUGUAGCCCAAUAAUGACAUAACAUUUUUGUGCAAACAAGUUACGACUUAAACCAUUGGUAUAAUUUGCCUCCUACAGCAAUGCAUGCAGUUAUUAAAACAACAAAAA